GUGUAAUAGAAUGAUAGAUAAGGAAAAAGAAAGACAUCGAGUCACACGCCGCAAACGAAGAAAGUUGUUGGAAUAACAAUUGUCUUAGGGGCAGAUCUAGAUCUUCCUUCGCCCCUGAAGAACUUGGCUGAAUCUAACAAUCGCUUGAUCCCACCCGAAGCGUACGAUACGCAGAUCUAGGACUCUACCAACCGAAUCCCGAAUAACACUCUAUUUUUGCCUAGUGUUCCACGCCGUCGAGAUGCCACUGCGCAGUUCGUGCCAGUUACCAAAACCGGCUAGCGCCGCGAGCAGGUCGUAAGGGCAAUUCGUGUAUAAAUAUCGAGAAUCCUCGAGUGUGUUGCUGUAAAUAUUAAUCAUAGACAAACACCAAAGCCUCUAAGAAGAAAGUAACCCAGCAGACCUGCUCGCAAACAGCAUCACCUUUCCUCUAAAACCAACUGAGAACUCCAAUAUUCACAUAACUCUCAUAAAAUCCAUCCCUCACAACCCUACCCGUCCCCCCAAAGCCAUAAACCCCAAAUAACUCAAGAUGUCCUCCAACACCACCCUCCUAACCAGCGGCGCCCGCCUCAUCGUCACAACCCAUAACGCAUCCGGCAAAUCCACCUUUCACAGCGACCUAACCCUCCCCUCGUUCUCGCCCUUCGGCCCCAGCGGCAGCUCCUUCACCAUCUUCGACACCCGGUCCUCCGUCCCCGUCAACAACCUCCAAGAACCAACCCACCUACGCGACACAAUCCCCCGCGUUCCCGCCUCCGGCGUCAAUUUCUGCGUCACGAACAUCGCGCCGCGUUUUAGCGUGCCGAUGCACCGGACCCUGAGUCUCGACUACGCGGUCGUGUUGGCUGGGGAGAUUGUGCUGGCUUUGGAUAGUAGGGAGGAGAGGAUGGUGAAGGCGGGCGAGUUUAUCGUGCAGCAGGGCGUGAACCAUGCGUGGCAUAAUCGCACGGAUGAGGUUUGUCGCAUUGCGUUUGUGGGGGUGGGGGCGGAGAUGGUGGUGUUGGGGAGUGGGGAGGAGUUGCGGGAGACGGUUAUUAAGGUGCCGGCGAAAUAGGGAUUUAAGUGG
Annulohypoxylon maeteangense is the source of this 1069-nucleotide messenger RNA. RefSeq lists its product as uncharacterized. Lineage: Eukaryota; Fungi; Ascomycota; Sordariomycetes; Xylariales; Hypoxylaceae. The record is from RefSeq and is a predicted model, not a curated record. The transcript is spliced from 3 exons. The coding region runs from base 533 to 1057 and encodes 174 amino acids.